CCACUUUUCAGCAGCUCAACCUGAGUGUUUUUUUAUUCUGAAGAUGGUUCCACUCUGGAUAAUUGCUAUAACUCUAUACAUGAUGUGUCCUGCCCGAUCAGUGGAUUUUUUCCGUCCAUCGUUCCUCUCAGUGAGGUUCGGAGAAUGUAUUAGCCUUAUCUGUCCAUUCGGACACAAUCAGAGGACUGAAAGCGUGAUUUGGUACAAACAAAGUGUCGGAGAGAUGCCUCGAAAAAUCGGAGAAAGAAUAGCAUAUAAGGAGGUCAAAUUUUCCCCAGAGUUCAAGAAUUCAGGCUUUAUUAUGGAGAUGACUGAUAACGGCAUUUCUCUGACAAUUCCAAAUAUAAAAAAAGAUCAUGAAGGACUUUACUACUGUGGGAAAUUAUUUACAUUGGAGAACGUUACGCUGUCUAAUGGAACGUUCUUGGCUGUGUCAGAUGACAGAGAUGUAAAAGUGAGUGUGUGGCAGCGCGGCGUGUCGGACUCGGUUCCUGCAGGAGCCUCAGUGACUCUGCAGUGCUCGGUUCUCUCUGAGAGCAGAGCAGCAGAACUCCAAGUGCUCUGGUUCAGAGCUGCUCCACCACAAUCCCAUCCUCAAAUCAUUUACACUCAUCACAACAGCAGCCAUCAGUGUGAGAGCGACUCUUCUACACACACCUGUGUGUACAACUUCUCCAAGAACAUCCUCAGCCUCAAUGAUACUGGAACUUACUACUGCGCUGUGCUCCUGUGUGGGAAGAUCAUCUUCGGGAACGGGACACCAGUACAGAUGCAGAACGUUGCAGCAUCUUAUAAUCCUGUAGUGAUCUGUCAGGGAACAGCGCUGGUAAUGUGCGGGAUUCUGAUUUCUGUUCAAACUGUUUUACUCUGUAAAAGAAAAAACGGUCCACAACACAGAGAGAGAAUUCAGCACGAUGCCGUGAUAAACACUGACGAGACGAACACUCAGGUUGAUGAUGGUGUAGAGCUGAAUUACGCUGCCUUACAUUUUAAUGAAAGGAAGAUUAAAAGAGUGAGAGGAAACCGAGGUCCAUCUCAUGACAGUGUUUACUCCGAAGUGAAACAUUCCACCAUUUCUCACAUAAAAUAAUCUUUAAUAUUAUUGUGUCUGAAAUUGUUCGAUCUGUUUUAAUGUAUUUGUACAUAAGCACACUGUGGUGAAUCAUCUGAGUUUUUUCUAUUAAAA
Messenger RNA from Tachysurus fulvidraco (yellow catfish), 1186 nucleotides. RefSeq lists its product as uncharacterized. The coding region runs from base 44 to 1090 and encodes 348 amino acids. The record is from RefSeq and is a predicted model, not a curated record. The transcript has 6 exons. NCBI's taxonomy places the organism in Eukaryota, Metazoa, Chordata, Actinopteri, Siluriformes, Bagridae. Gene Ontology annotation, biological process: response to bacterium.